Messenger RNA from Scophthalmus maximus (turbot), 3879 nucleotides. It is a transcript of the gene lrig3, whose product is annotated as leucine-rich repeats and immunoglobulin-like domains 3. The coding region runs from base 141 to 3473 and encodes 1110 amino acids. The transcript is spliced from 19 exons. Lineage: Eukaryota; Metazoa; Chordata; Actinopteri; Pleuronectiformes; Scophthalmidae. Gene Ontology annotation, molecular function: protein binding. The record is from RefSeq and is a predicted model, not a curated record.
GGGGGGUCGGGGGGUGAUUUCUCACUUUGGAUUGGGUUUGCGCGCCUCCGCUGAAGAUUGAACUUUAAAAAAAACAAAAACAGGGGUUUGUUCUGUCGUGUGGCCAGGAAAGGAGAAGGACAACAAAAUCAAUUAAAACAAUGUGUUCCUCCACGCAGCCUCGCGUCUGUGCGGGGCUCGCCGUGGUUGUUCUGCUGGUCUCGACGCUGCAGCGCGGGUGCGGAGCGAGUGCACGGACGUGUCCGCCGCCCUGCGCGUGUUUCGGGACGCUCGUGGACUGCAGUCGACUGAGAAGGGGCCAAACUCCAGCCGCAAUCCCGGAGUGGACGGUUCAGCUGGACCUGAGCCAUAACAAAUUGCAGGUGCUUGACAGCACUUUUUUUUCCAAACUACAACAUCUGACUGAAAUAAAGCUAAACCACAAUGAACUGGAGGCCAUACCCGAUUUGGGCCCGUAUGCUUCAAACAUCACAACGCUCAUUCUAGCAAACAACAGGAUCACCGGGAUCUCUGUGGAGCAGCUCCGGCCCUUCCUCACUCUGGAAACGCUCGACCUCAGCUACAACAACAUUGUGGAUAUAAAGGCCAGCUCCUUCCCCGCUCUGCCCCUCAAGAACCUGUUCCUAAAUAACAAUCGGAUCUCGUCGCUUGAGACGGGCUGCUUCACCAACCUGUCCAGCAGUCUGCAGGUUCUCCGGCUCAACCGCAACCGCCUCUCCGCCAUCCCGGCCAAGAUCUUCCAGCUGCCCAACCUCCAGCAUCUAGAGCUGAGCAGGAACCGCGUCCGCCGGGUGGAGGGCCUGACGUUCCACGGUCUGCACGCGCUCCGCUCCCUCAAGAUGCAGAGGAACGGCCUCAGUCGCCUGAUGGACGGAGCUUUCUGGGGCCUCAGCAACAUGGAAGUCCUGCAGCUGGACUACAACAACCUGACGGAGGUGAAUAAGGGCUGGCUGUACGGCCUGCUGACUCUGCAGCAGCUCCACCUCGGCCAAAACGCCAUCAGCAGGAUCCGACCUGACGCCUGGGAGUUCUGCCAGAAACUCGACGAGCUCAACCUCUCCUCAAACCACCUGUCCAGACUGGAGGAAUCCAGCUUUGUGGGCCUCAGCCUGCUGGACGAGCUCCACAUCGGAAACAACCGCGUCAGCUUCAUCGCAGACGGAGCUUUCCGUGGCCUCUCCAACCUGCACAUGCUGGACCUCCAAAAUAAUGAAAUCUCCUGGACCAUCGAGGACAUGAAUGGGCCUUUCUCUGCUUUGGACAAGCUGAAAAGACUAUUUUUACAGGGCAACCAGAUCCGCUCUGUGACCAAGAAGUCCUUCUCCGGCCUGGACGCGCUGCAGCACCUAGAUUUGAGCAACAACGCUAUCAUGUCCAUUCAAGCGAACGCCUUCUCACAGAUGAAGAACCUGCAGGAGCUACGUCUGAACACCUCCAGCCUGCUGUGCGACUGCCAGCUGAAGUGGCUUCCCGUCUGGGUGGCAGAGCAAACCUUCCUGCCCUGCGUCAAUGCCAGCUGCGCCCACCCGCAGAUGCUAAAGGGCAGGAGCAUGUUCGCCGUCAGCCAGGAGGAGUUUGUGUGUGAUGAUUUCCCAAAGCCUCAGAUCACCGUUCAGCCAGAGACUCAGUCAGCCCUCAAAGGCACCAACGUGACGUUCGUCUGCUCGGCGGCCAGCUCCAGCGACUCGCCCAUGACUUUCGCCUGGAAGAAAGACAACGAGGUCCUGAACGACGCGGAGAUCCACAACCAGGCCCACCUGCGAGUGCAAGGAGGCGCAGGAGGCGAGACGGAAGUGACCGAGUACACGACCACCCUGCAGCUCCGCAACGUGGAGUUCUCCAGCGAGGGGAAAUACCAAUGUGUCAUCUCCAACCACUUUGGAUCAUCCUAUUCCACCAAGGCCAGGCUCACUGUCAACAUGCUCCCUUCUUUCACCAAGAUGCCCAUGGACUUGAGUAUUCGUGCUGGAGCGACAGCCAGACUGGAGUGUGCCGCUGUGGGUCACCCUUCACCUCAGAUUGCCUGGCAGAAAGAUGGAGGUACCGAUUUCCCUGCGGCCCGCGAACGCCGCAUGCACGUCAUGCCAGAGGAUGACGUAUUUUUCAUUGUGGAUGUCAAGACCGAGGACAUCGGCGUUUACAGCUGCACUGCUCAGAACACAGCCGGGGCCAUUUCUGCAAAUGCUACGCUCACUGUUCUAGAAACGCCUUCCUUCCUGCGGCCCCUUAUGGAUCGCACCGUGGCCAAAGGUGAAACUGCUGUCCUCCAGUGCAUUGCCGGCGGCAGCCCUCCCCCGAGGCUGAACUGGACCAAAGAUGACAGCCCCUUGGUCGUGACAGAGCGGCACUUUUUUGCAGCCGCCAACCAGCUCCUCAUCAUCGUCGACGCAGCAGAGGCCGACGCGGGGAAGUACACCUGCGAGAUGUCGAACGCACUGGGCACCGAGAGGGGCAACAUCCGACUGGCAGUCAUAUCGAACCCCAACUGUGACCCGGGCGUGCAGGGCGGAGUCGGGGUCGGCAUCGUGGGCGGGGCAGGGUCGGACGAUGACGGGUGGACCACAGUGGGAAUUGUAAUCAUUGCAGUGGUGUGCUGCGUGGUGGGCACCUCACUAGUUUGGGUGGUCAUCAUCUACCACACCCGGCGUCGGAACGAGGACUGCAGCGUCACCAACACAGAUGAGACCAACCUUCCCGCCGACAUUCCCAGCUACCUGUCCUCCCAGGGCACGCUGGCUGACCGACAGGACGGCUACAUCCCAUCAGAGAGCGGCAGCAGUCAUCAGUACAUGCCGUCGUCAAUUAGUGGCUUCUACCUGCAGCCUAAAGACAUGAACGGUCUUUGUCAGCUGGACACCGGAAGUGAAGCAGACUUGGAGGCAGUCAUCGAUCCUCUGCUCUGCCACUAUCAAGGUCCGAUAGGCUCACUACUUCGCCGAGACAAAAUUUACUCCACUGACCCGUCAGAGGGCUAUUUAGGCUGUUCCAUCGACCAAAGGCCCGUAUGCAUUGACUCCUACAGCGGCAGCUUGCCCAGCUCUAAAAGGAGGGACUACUUCCUGUCUGAGCAUUUUGACCAUGGCUCCUCAGCUGUCCUGAUGCAGCUCCCCAGCGCCGGUCUGCAUCACGGCCCCUCCCACCAGCAGAGUGACUGCCAGCCGUCCUUGGAGGAGGGAGAUGUGAGCGACUACGGCCGUCCACACGAGUGCCUCUCUCCCUGCAACACCUUCAUGGGAACAUUCGGGAAAGCUCCCUGGAAGCCUCCGCAUGACCUGUACACGGGAUUCGGCCCUCCGCCAAUGGCUCAUAAUGUUAUUACUCUGCACGAGAACCCGUACGCCGCCCCUGACGUCGAUUCGGACCACGAGGAGAACACCAAGGAUUCGUCAUCCGAGCAGGGCAGCAGCGUUUACGAACAGCCGUUUGACUACAGAAGGACUGAUCCCCUGCCACAGCGCAGGACGAGCACUUAGCUCUGAGACUUUGCGCUCGUUUUUCAUGGAGAGGACGACCAAAAAAAUUUAAAAUUCUACCUCACUGAAUGGACACUUUUGCAAUAAAGAACUCCUCAAAUGUGCAAAGAGUGAAUGUAAUGGACAAUUUGAUGUUCCUACAGGAACGACAAGGAGCAUAUUAACAGCUGUUCUUUUGAGGACCCAGCUUCUGUUUAAUAAUAUGGAUGAAUAUAUACAUUUUUUAUAUAAAGUUUAUUAUAUUUUGUAAAUUGUAUAUAAACAGAUUCCAUUAUUUUUGCUUACCUUUUGUGUAUGAGUAUUUUUCGCCUUUGCCUGUUUAGUUAUUCCAGCUUUGAAUGAAGCAAUGUUUUGCACAUAUGUAAACAAUAAAAAAAGAACAGCAUAAUGUGUGCUGCUACAUUCA